AUGUGGGAAAUGCUUCACCACCAAGGGUCAUCUCCAUUUGAAUGUGAGGAAUGUGGGGAAUGCUUCACCACCAAGGGUCAUCUCCAGUACCACAUUCUUGCACACAGUGGCAAAAGAGAGUUCAAAUGUGAGGAAUGUGGGAAAUGUUUUGCGGUAAAAAGUACUCUCAAGACACACAUUCUUGGACACAGUGGCAAAGGAGAGUUCAAAUGUCAGGAAUGUGGGAAAUGUUUUGCGGUAAAGAGUGCUCUCAAGACACACAUUCUUGGACACAGUGGCAAAAGAGAGUUCAAAUGUGAGGAAUGUGGGAAAUGUUUUGCGGUAAAAAGCACUCUCAAGACACACAUUCUUCGACACAGUGGCAAAAGAGAGUUCAAAUGUGAGGAAUGUGGGAAAUGUUUCUGCCGGAAGGGUGAUCUCAAGACACACAUUUUUGGACACAGUGGUAUUAAAGAUUUUGAAUGUAAGGAAUGUGGGAAAUGUUUCUCCCAGAAGGUUCAUCUCCAGAACCACAUACUUGCACACAGUGGCAAAAGAGAGUUCAAAUGUGAGGAAUGUGGGAAAUGUUUCUCCCGGAAGAGUACUCUCAAGACACACAUUCUUCGACACAGUGGUAUUAAAGAUUUUGAAUGUAAGGAAUGUGGGAAAUGUUUCUCCCAGAAGGUUCAUCUCCAGAACCACAUACUUGCACACAGUGGCAAAAGAGAGUUCAAAUGUGAGGAAUGUGGGAAAUGUUUUGCGGUAAAGAGUUAUCUCAAGACACACAUUCUUGGACACAGUGGUAUUAAACAGUUCAAAUGUGAGGAAUGUGGGAAAUGUUUCUCCCGGAAGGGUGCUCUCAAGACACACAUUCUUGGACACAGUGGUAUUAAACAGUUUGAAUGUGAGGAAUGUGGGAAAUGCUUCACCACCAAGGGUCAUCUCCAGUACCACAUUCUUGUACACAAUGGGAAAAGAGAGUUCAAAUGUGAGGAAUGUGGGUAAUGUUUUCUACAAAAGAGUGGUUUUACUAUUCACAAACUUCUUCACAGUGGUGUAAAAAAAUUCAAAUGUGAGGAAUGUGGAAAAUGUUUUACACAAAAGGUUGGUCUUACUAAUCACAAACUUCUUCACAGUGGUGUAAAAAAAUUCAAAUGUGAGGAAUGUGGGAAAUGUUUCUCCCAGAAGAGUACUCUCACAGACCACAUUCUUAUACACAGUGGCAUAAAAGAGUUCAAAUGUGAGGAAUGUGGGAAAUGUUUCUCCCAGAAGAGUAUUCUCACAGACCACAUUCUUAUACACAGUGGCAUAAAAGAGUUCAAAUGUGAGGAAUGUGGGAAAUGUUUCUCCUGAAAGAGUAAUGUCAAACAUAAUAAACUUGUGCAUUAAAAAAACAGAACUCAAUAAAUGUUUGAAUGACUUUAACAGAAGGUAAAUGUGCCACAUAAACUUGAAUACAGUGAUAUACAUCAAUAUAAAACCACUUGAACAAACUCUAUGAAUGUAGCAGAAAUAAAGACAAGUGACAAAUGCCAUUUUUAUAGAUAUUAAACACAAGUUAUAAUUAUCUGCUCUUAAGAUGUAAAUUUCUUCCACCAUGGCCUUAGUACUUUACCAUGACGUGAUAGAAUAUGUUAGAAAAAUAAACUUGUGUUAGUUGAGGGGUAUCCUAUGAGUCUAGUAGAACUUGUACAAUAAUUUUGUUAACAUGUAAUGGUCACAUGUAGACCCAGCCAUGUUGAUUUGGCUUGGUCAAGUCAUGUGAUGUUGUUGACUUAGUCAUGUCCUGUUGUCACUUGUGUAUUGUACUAACAUG
Molecule: messenger RNA, 1795 nt
Organism: Homarus americanus (American lobster)
Lineage: Eukaryota; Metazoa; Arthropoda; Malacostraca; Decapoda; Nephropidae
Product: zinc finger protein 98-like
Exons: 2
Coding region: 1-984 (327 amino acids)
Cellular component (GO): nucleus
Source: RefSeq, a predicted model, not a curated record